AUGGUCGAAGGAGACAACAAGAGCACAAACAUGCUGGCACAGGAAACGGCACAACUGGAGGAGCAACUUCAGGCCUGGGGCGAGGUGAUACUAGCGGGCGAUCGCGUCCUGCGCUGGGAGAAGCCAUGGUUUCCUGGAGCGCUAAUGGGCGCUACCGCCGUUCUCUUCCUACUUAUCUACUAUUUGGACCCAUCAGUGCUGACGGGUGUAUCGAGCGCAGUCAUGCUGCUGUGUCUGGCCGACUACUUGGUGCCCACGUUGGCGCCCCGAGUCUUUGGCUCCAACAAGUGGACCACGGAGCAGCAGCAGCGUUUCCACGAGAUCUGCGGCAACAUGGUGAAGACACAGCGCCGCCUACUGGGCUGGUGGCGUCGUCUAUGCACACUCAAGGAGGAGAAGCCUAAGAUGUACUUUGCGUCAGUGAUCAGCAGCCUGUUGGUGGUGGCCUGGAUUGGACAGCAAGUGCACAACCUCUUGCUCACCUACCUGAUUGUGAGUUUGAUGCUGCUGCUUCCGGGCCUCAAUCAGCAUGGCGUCCUGUCCAAGUACGCCGCUAUGGCCAAGAGGGAACUCAACAAGCUGAUCAAGAACAAGGAGAAGAAGAACGAGUAG
This is a messenger RNA of Nerophis lumbriciformis (worm pipefish), 612 nucleotides long. The record is from RefSeq and is a predicted model, not a curated record. NCBI's taxonomy places the organism in Eukaryota, Metazoa, Chordata, Actinopteri, Syngnathiformes, Syngnathidae.